Seminavis robusta is the source of this 1498-nucleotide messenger RNA. NCBI's taxonomy places the organism in Eukaryota, Bacillariophyta, Bacillariophyceae, Naviculales, Naviculaceae. The record is from the annotation of a GenBank genome assembly.
AAAUAAUAUUAUUUUAGUUGGAUCUUCUUCGUGCACGAAUUCACAACGGCGAACAGGAAGACGAUAAUCUUCUUGCAGUUUGCGGCAAAUACAAGUCAAGUGGACAAAGAUGGACGUGUCUGGCCUGUUGGGCGCCCUUACGGGAGGGGGCAGUGUCAAGAUUGGCAUUGUGUUGAACACCUCGACAAAUGAUCCCGGCGUUGUCCCGAUGGAUCAUUAUCCCAGUUGGAAACUACACAAGAAUCCGUUUUGGAGAGUCAAGCACAAGCCGGGAGGAAACAAAAAUCAACAACCGCAGAUGGAUUCAUCCAUGAUGCAGAAUCCGCAAUUUCAACAGCAGCAACAGCAACCAGGAAUGAUGAUGCAGCAGCCUGGUAUGAUGCAACAACCUGGAAUGAUGCCACAACAGCAAGGAAUGAUGCAGCCGGGCAUGAUGCAACAACAACCUGGAAUGAUGCAGCCGGGCAUGAUGCAGCAACAGCCAGGAAUGAUGCAAAAUCCGCAAUUUCAGCAACUACAGCCGGGAAUGAUGCAACAACAACCAAACAUGAUGAUGCAACAACCAAACAUGAUGAUGAUGCAACAGCAACAAGGAAUGAUGAUGCCAAUGAUGGACGAUGGAAUGCGUUCGGCUAUUGUGACUUUUGAAGCUUCACGUGAUGUCGGUGGCAUUGUUCGUCUUGUCAUUCCACCAGGCAAAAAGAUGGAGCACUUGGGAAUUAAAGUCCAAUUCAUUGGUCGAAUCGAUAUGGGACAAGGUGUCCAUGAAGGUCGUCCCCAUUACGAUUUUGUCUCGCUGUCCAAGGAGCUCUCUCCUCCAGGAGUCCUAUACGACAACCAAAUCGAAGUCCCCUUCAUCUUCAAAAAUAUGGACAAGGAACACGAAUCCUACAAGGGUCGCAACGUUGCAGUCCGUUAUUUUGUCAAGGUGAUUGUUGAGCGCAAAUUCUUGCCGCCCGUUACCAAGGAACACGAUGUUUGGGUUCAAAAGCUCGGUGAAGAACCAAAAGAAAACGAAGCCAUCAAGAUGGAAGUAGGAAUUGAAGAUUGUUUGCACAUUGAAUUUGAAUACGAUCGUCGCGUUUUUCAUUUGCAGGAUACCAUCAUUGGGAAUAUUCACUUCUUACUGGUACGCAUCAAAAUAAAGCAUAUGGAACUGGCAGUCAUUCGACGAGAGACUAGUGGUGAGGGUGUCGCCAAUGCUACCGGUGCCGGGGGUGGCGGCCGUCCUCAAGCGGGAGGUGAUGUCAGCAAUAUCUGCACCGAGACACAAACAUUGGUCAAGUACGAGAUUAUGGAUGGAGCCCCCGUCAAGGGAGAAAUCAUUCCAGUGAGACUGUGCCUCAAAGGCAUUCCCUGUGAUUUGACACCGACCUAUCAGGCAAUCAACAAUCGUUUCUCGGUGCGAUAUUUUUUGAAUUUAGUCCUCGUGGAUGCGGAAGACCGUCGCUAUUUCAAACAACAGGAGAUUGUCCUUUGGAGAAAGCAGUUGGGCUAA